This is a messenger RNA of Ctenopharyngodon idella (grass carp), 1854 nucleotides long. RefSeq names its product solute carrier family 35 member B4 (gene slc35b4). The transcript has 10 exons. The record is from RefSeq and is a predicted model, not a curated record. Gene Ontology annotation, cellular component: Golgi membrane; endoplasmic reticulum membrane. Gene Ontology annotation, molecular function: UDP-N-acetylglucosamine transmembrane transporter activity; UDP-xylose transmembrane transporter activity. Lineage: Eukaryota; Metazoa; Chordata; Actinopteri; Cypriniformes; Xenocyprididae. Gene Ontology annotation, biological process: transmembrane transport. Bases 164 to 1159 code for a protein of 331 amino acids.
UGAAGCAGGAAGGCAUGUCUGUUUCUAGCUGGGAGACGUAUUCAUUGAAGUAUCAAUAGUUUGCGAGGACAAGAAAAUUUACAUUUAUUAUUCACAAUGCCAACAUCCGGAUUAUUGUAAAGCUGAAAUAACUGUUGCGAUUGCUUCGUUUUACCCUUUAAAAAUGAAUACGUUGUUUGCGAUUAUUUUGGUGUUUGUUGGCUGCUGCAGUAAUGUUGUGUUUUUGGAACUUUUGGUUAGGGAUUUCCCAGGAUGUGGAAAUAUUGUCACAUUUGCCCAGUUUGCCUUCAUUGCACUGGAGGGGUUCAUCUUUGAGGCAAACUUUGGACGCAAAAAGCCACACAUACCCCUCAGUAACUAUGUGAUCAUGGUGACGAUGUUCUUUACCAUCAGCGUGAUCAAUAACUACGCCCUGAACUUUAACAUCGCCAUGCCGCUGCAUAUGAUCUUCAGAUCAGGAUCUUUAAUAGCAAACAUGAUUCUCGGUAUUGUCAUCUUGAAGAAAAGAUAUUCGAUGAGUAAAUAUCUCUCCAUCGUGCUGGUGUCUGUGGGCAUUUUCAUCUGCACUAUUAUGUCGGCCAAACAAGUGAAUGUUGAGAAAGGGGCGAAGGAGGAAGAUGGUGUUUAUGCCUUCAUGCAUUGGCUUCUGGGUAUCGCCAUGCUGACGUUCGCCUUGCUGAUGUCUGCGAGAAUGGGCAUUUUCCAAGAAACUCUGUACAAGAAGUAUGGAAAACACUCCAAGGAGGCUCUGUUCUACAAUCACUGUCUGCCACUACCAGGGUUCCUCCUGCUGUCAACGGACAUCUACAAACACGCCGUGCUCUUCAGCCAGAGCUCUCCAGUGGAAAUCCCUGUGAUUGGUCAGUCUAUGCCAGUCAUGUGGUUUUACCUGCUGAUGAACGUCAUCACCCAAUACGUGUGCAUCCGCGGUGUCUUUAUUCUGACCACAGAGUGCGCGUCGCUCACGGUCACACUGGUGGUGACGCUGCGCAAAUUUCUGAGCCUCAUUAUUUCCAUCCUGUACUUCCGUAAUCCCUUCACAGCCUGGCAUUGGGUGGGAACAGCUGUGGUCUUCCUGGGAACGCUGCUCUACACAGAAGUGUGGUCCAGCGUUCGUGCGGCAGUGAAAGGAGAGAAAGCCGACAAGAAGGCAGAGUAAACUGUACAGGAAUUGUAAUACCUCUGUAGUUCUGUGCGAGUGUGUUUUGUUAGUCACUUUUCAUUGGUUUACUGUGAAUGGAUGAGCUCUUGAAGUAUGUUUGGGACAAUUAUAUGAGCUGUUUUUGAGCUAGAUGUGUGUGUAGAGCAUUUGUCUGUAAGCUUGCACAAUCCAUGACCUGUUUCAGAUCUGUUUUUGCAGAAAAAGAUACUCCUUUUGUUCCUGCCACCAUAUUUACUUAAGGAAAAUCACAUAGAUCUACUUCAUCACACAUUGCGACUGACAUAAUGGUCAAUUCAGGACUUACAGCUAACUUAGUAUGUAUUAAUGUUCACAACAAGUUAGUGAUAUUUAUUUAUUUUCCAAUUUUUAAUCACAGCCAGUAUUGGUAAGUCAGUAAAUAUGUCAGCCCACUUACAUGUGUGAAAUAAUAAAGUAAAUACAACUACAAAAGGUAAUGCAAAACUUUUAUGUAAUAAUUUUAAGUUGUAGUCAUAAUAUCAGUUUUGACAUUUUGUAGUCACCUUACAGAUGAGUAUCAGGGUGAGCUAAAGCAAUACUGUAGAAAACACAACUGCCAGGACUGUAGGUGUUAUGUUCAUGAGGCUGCAAUUUGUGAUUUUGCAUGGAUUUGUGUAAGAAAUGUUGUUUUUUAUCAGCUAACUCAGAUACCUCAUAAACUACAGGAAAUCUUU